Molecule: messenger RNA, 3537 nt
Organism: Durotheca rogersii
Lineage: Eukaryota; Fungi; Ascomycota; Sordariomycetes; Xylariales; Xylariaceae
Product: eukaryotic translation initiation factor 3 subunit A
Exons: 1
Coding region: 93-3278 (1061 amino acids)
Biological process (GO): formation of cytoplasmic translation initiation complex; translation reinitiation
Cellular component (GO): eukaryotic translation initiation factor 3 complex, eIF3m; multi-eIF complex; eukaryotic translation initiation factor 3 complex, eIF3e
Molecular function (GO): translation initiation factor activity; mRNA binding
Source: RefSeq, a predicted model, not a curated record
UCUUUAUCGUCAGACUUCAUCCGCCUCUCUUCCCACGGCACCCGGCAGCAUCAAUCUCCCGCCUCGCUUUCCACCCCAGGAGAUUGCCCAACAUGCCGCCUCCUCCACAUCAGAAGCCCGAGAAUGUUCUCAAGCGCGCCCAGGAGCUCAUCGGCGUCACCCAGACUCCUGCCGCCCUCAACCUGCUACACGACCAUAUCACCUCGAAGCGCUCCCGGAAUGUCCCCAUCGCGUCUUUGGAGCCGGUGAUGCUCCUGUUGGUCGAGCUGUCCGUCGAGCAGAAGAAGGGAAAGCUCGCCAAAGAUGCCCUCUACUCCUACAAGAAUAUUGCCCAGAAUUCCAACAUCAGCACCAUCGAACUCGUGCUGAAGAAGUUCAUCGAGUUGGCCGCCGAGAAGGUUACCGAGGCCCAGAAGAGAGCCGACGAGCUGCAGUCGAGCAUCGAGGCCACUGCGACCGCGAUCGAUGAUCUCGACGCCAGCGAGACCCCCGAGUCCAUCUUGCUCGCCACCGUCUCCGGCGAGCAGUCUAGAGACCGCACCGAGCGUGCCGUCGUCACCCCCUGGCUCAAGUUCCUCUGGGAAGCCUACCGGACCGUCCUCGACAUCCUGCGAAACAAUGCGAGGUUGGAAACCCUCUAUCAGAGCACGGCUAUGCAGGCCUUCGACUUCUGUCUCAAAUACCAGCGCAAGACCGAGUUCCGACGGCUCUGCGAGCUCCUCCGUAACCAUGUCCAGACUGCUGCCAAGUACUCGAGCCAGAUGCAUGCCAUCAACCUAAACGACCCCGAUACGCUGCAGCGACACUUGGAGACUCGCUUUCAACAGUUGAACGUGGCUGUAGAACUCGAGCUGUGGCAGGAAGCCUUCCGAAGCGUCGAAGACAUCCACACCCUUCUCAACCUGAGCAAGCGACCUCCGAAGAACAUUAUGAUGGCCAACUACUACGAGAAGCUCACCCGAAUCUUCCUCGUCGGCGAAAACUAUCUCUUCCACGCUGCUGCCUGGUCUCGAUACUAUAGUUUGCUCCGGCAGUCCGCCGCUCUUGUCGCUACCGGCCAAACCAAGAAGGCCGACAACCCAUCCGCGACAGACGCCGACCUUCAGAAGGCCGCUUCGUUCGUGCUCCUAUCCGCCCUCUCGAUUCCUGUCAUUAGUACCUCGCGAUCGAGGGGAGCGAUGGUCGAUUUCGACGAGGCUAAGAAGAACAAGAAUUCGCGCCUGACCCAUUUAUUGGGAAUGUCGACCGCGCCGACCCGUGCUGGCUUGUUCCGCGACGCGCUCUCGAAGUCCCUUUUGAAGCGCGCCCGCCCCGAGAUCAGAGACCUGUAUAAUAUACUCGAAGUAGAUUUCCAUCCCCUCUCCAUCUGCCAAAAGAUAUCGCCUAUUCUCACAAAGAUCGGCGCGGAUGCCGAGAUGGAAAAGUACAUCUUGCCUCUCCAGCAAGUCAUUUUAACCCGGCUCUUCCAGCAAUUGUCUCAGGUAUACGAGUCUGUUGAUCUCGCAUUCGUCGAGAGCCUGGCCCAGUUCCCCGACCCCUUCCAGAUUACUCUCGGGACUAUAGAGAAGUUCAUCAUGAACGGGAACAAGAAGGGUGAUCUUUCCAUCCGCAUGGACCACGCCACGGGCAUUCUCAACUUUGACAAGGACGUAUUUUCCUCUUCCAAGGCCGUCCAUGCCGGCUCCGCUGCGGGCUCCUCCGAAAGCCCGAUCGGCUCGGUUCAGCGUCUGCAGAGCACUCCUUCCGAAAUUGUUCGCUCGCAGUUGGCCCGGCUUACGACCACCCUAUACACGACUUGCUUCUACAUCGACCCAUCUCACCGACAGCGCCAACUGGAGGCCCAGCAAGCGGCACUAGCUAGAGCUAAGGCCGGCGCCGAGCAGGAGCAACGCGAGACCUUGGCUCGCAAGGAAGUCAUCCAGAAGCGUAAGGAAGAGGCCUCUGAAUUACAGGCGAAGAGGGAGAAUGAGAAGGCGCGCCAGAAGCGACUUCAGGAGCAAGCACUCGCCGAAGCGGAAGAGCGGCGGCUCGCCCAAGAGCAGAAGGAGCGCGAGGAGAAACGUCUCAAGGAUGAGAGAGACCGCGUUCGCAAGGAAGAACUCAAGAAGCAGAUUGCCGAUCUUAAGAUUGGUCCCAAUGCUAUCGAUAUUGAUCUCGAGAACCUCGACGAAUACGAUAGCAACCGCCUCCGCGCCAUGAAGCUUGCCCAGCUGGAGCGGGAAAAGAAUGACAUCAACGAGAAGCUUCGCAUUACCGGCAAACGCAUUGAUCACCUCGAGCGUGCCUUCAGGAAAGAAGAGAUUAAGAAGCUCCCUGAGGACUACGCGAAGCAAAGUGAGCGCGACCUAGCCGCUUACGAGGAGGUUAAGGCGGAGACUCUGAAGGAGGCAAAGGAGAAACACAAGGAGAGCGUUGAGUUGAAGCACCGCCUCAGCCGCCUAAUGCCCUUCUACGAGUCGUUCAGAAAGUCUCUACACGACCGUCGUCGCGAUGAAUUCGAGAAACGACAACGCGACGCCGAACGUGAGUUGGAAAAGCAGAUCACGGCCCGUAAGAAGGAGUAUCGCGAACGCAAGCUACGGGAGAAGCGGGAGCGGGAGGAGAAGGAGAGAGCUCUGCGGGAGGCAGAGGAGCGGGCCGAGAAGGAAAAGCAAGAACAGGAGAAGCGUGCAGAGCAACGACGAAUCGAGUCGGCCAGACAAAAGGAGCAACGAGAGAAGGAGCGCCAAGAAGCUCUGGAGAAGGCCGCUCUCCAGGCAAGGAGAGAGGAAGAGGCCAUGGCCAGGAAACAAGCCGAAAAGGAGAAAGAGCGCCUGCCACCCCGGCGCGAGGCAGACGCCAUGGAUCGCACGGCAUCGAACGACCGACCUUUAGGCGCGCCGCGCGUCAAUAUCGCCGGCCUUAAACCGUCGUGGCGUGACCGCGACACAUCGAAGAACGCCACCGCCGGCUCAACACCCACAGGUAGCGGUAUCCCAAGCCGUACCGGCACGCCUCUGGAGCGUACAGACUCCAACGAGCGCCCCUCGGGAGCGCCCCGGCUUAAUCUUGCAGGCAAGCAGCCUAGUUGGCGUGAGCGCCAGGCUGCCAAGGCUCAAGGCGCCGCCGGUGCUUCAACUGACUCACGGGAUGCUGCCCCGGUCCCGGCCCCGGCCCCGGCUCCCACACCGGCCCAGGCUCCUGCUCAGGUUCCUGCUCAGGCUUCUGGCGGGCCUCUGAAGCCAUCUGGCGCCCCUGGGAAAUAUGUGCCCCGGCACCUCCGAGAUAAGCAAGGUUAGGUAUUAGGGUCAUGAACGGCGUUAGGGGUCCGGGUUUAGUAUGUGGCUCGCGUGUAUCUUAAAAUCACGGCGAGAAAUAAAACUGGCUUGGUAAUUCUUCAUUCUAGCUAUGGUCAUGCAACGAGCUCUUCGGUAUCCAUAUCUUGUUAUGUACUCUGGCUACCAUCUAGUCUGUAGGAUUGUAUCGAAGAUGUCCAACCAUUUCACGCGUCGGUGUUAAUAGUCGACAUCUGACGUAGGUACGGGGAGUUGUUUCCAC